Messenger RNA from Colletotrichum truncatum, 4578 nucleotides. RefSeq names its product Anucleate primary sterigmata protein B. Gene Ontology annotation, cellular component: microtubule organizing center. The record is from RefSeq and is a predicted model, not a curated record. NCBI's taxonomy places the organism in Eukaryota, Fungi, Ascomycota, Sordariomycetes, Glomerellales, Glomerellaceae.
AUGGACGAUGAGGGGAACCGGUCAAGGAGCCGCCUCGAUGAGGAUGCCCGUCCUACCACCGCACGCCGUAUAGACGAUCAUAACGACGACGACGAUAGCUUGCGCAUCGACGAACCAAGCCCAGAAGACCAGAAAUCUCGAGAGAAACCCGAGCUUCCUGAAGAUAGAGAGGCCAGCAACACCACGCCCACCCCUGAUCAGUCCCAGCGAACUCCCACAAAGAGCCGGCAAGACCAUCAUGAUACCACAGAACCCGACCGCAAACCCUCUCCCAACCCCGUAAACGAACCCCACACCGCAAACGAUUCCAUGUUGCCUCCCCCGCGGCCUCAGACGAACGUCGUCCUCGACAGCAGCUUCGUCGAUGGGCCCAACUAUGACGACUCUCGCCAUGGCGACUCCCUUGCCGAAUCUGCCGUCCGCGCUCACCUGCAGGAUGUCGAGUCCAGCUUCGUCUCCCGUCUAUCGCCUAUACCCACCAUAACUCACGAGGGCGCAGACGAUACCUACCUGUUUGACGGCGCCGCUUCGUCAAAAUCUCCCGCCCCGAGACAACCCCCUGCGAGUCCUAGUCCUAGCCCGAGACCUGACAAUGCGCAAGCUGCCGACAAGUCUGGGCUCGGAGACUAUUCCGAUCUCAGGCCGCAAGACUCGGCGUCUGUCGACAUCUCCAAUACCACGUCCUCCCUCGAGCAAAUGUCAUCGUCCCCCGCCGCUGCCGCCGCUGCACGCACAAUCUCCCGCGCACUCUCUAGCGCGAGCAAUAGGACAGAUAAGCAGUGGUUGGAUCCUCCCCCCGCUGAAGAGACGGAUGAGGAGUGGUCGCUCUCUCGCGCAGAGUCUGCCGCCGAAUCCGCCUCGGCAACCCUCCACAGCAAGUUAUCCGAUGGCAGCCUGCAAGGCGGCUCUGUAGAUGCCGGCAGCACCCCCGGACACGCCUUACGCUACGGCAAGCGGCCUAAGUACCUGCGAAGCCGAGGCGCCAGCCAGCGCUCGUCCGUCUCCUCCUUCGUUACGAACCCCGAUUCUCACGACGACUUUGAAAGCGAAAACACCGCCAACUUGGGCGCUGACUUUGCCCUCCAGACCGGUGGCGCUGCCACCACCACGAGCUUGCCCCGAAGCCUCAGUAGCAUUCUGUCACGGUCGGUGAGCAUGGGCAGCAUGGUCUCAGGGCUCGACGACCCUGAGUCGUUGCCCAGCCAGCUCGAGACACUUGAGGAGGUCGAGGCCGGCUUUUCCCCCCACCAGACGCACAGAAACGAAGACCUCCUCGCGACCCCGAAACCUUCCAAAGAGAACCUCACCGCGCCUACCGAUACCGUCAUCGCUCGCCAUGUCAGGAAUGUCCAGGUGCCCGAGUCCCUGGCAAAGGAGUACAGGACAAAGAGUGGCUUCGUUACGCCUCGCAAGCCCUCCGAGGUGCCGCUCGGCGCUUCGACGCGCUCCGGUAAGAACCUGACGUUGAAAGAGCAGAGCAGCACGAUUGAGCGCCUAUCUAAGGAGAACUUUGAUCUCAAGCUCAAGGUCAUGUUCUUGAGCGACCGCCUUGAUAAACUAUCCGAAGAGGGUGUUAAGGAGAUGAUCUCGGAGAACGUGGAGCUCAAGACGAGCCUCGCCGUCAUCCAGCGCGACAACAAGGCCCUGCGCAAGAGGGUCAAGGAGUUGGAGAAGCAGCUCAAGGACGACCUGGACCGUCCCGGGACCGCGAGAAGCGGCGAUUCCUCCAACGACUCGUCCGACCAAGACGCACAGGAUCGCGAGGAGGAGAUCAUGUACCUGCGAGAGCGCAUGGAGGAGUACGUUACCGAGAUCGAGAGGCUGCGCAACGAGAGCAUGUCCAAGGAGGCCGACAAGCGCAAGCUGGCCGAGGUGGUUAAGUCUCUGGGCGAGAGAUCGGGCGGCAACCUGGGCAGUCAGGAGGAGGCAGACGUAUGGAAGGACCUCCUAGAGCAAGAGACGGCCCGUCGUGAGCAGUCUGACGAGGACAACCGCAAGCUGCGCGACGAAAUCUUUAAGCUCAAACAGGAGAUGAGCAGCGGACACGGCGGCAUGCAUCACACGACCAAUAUUUACAACAUCACUAAGAAGCACAGACAAACAUCGCCCAGUCGCCCGGUCUCUGGACUUUCGGGUGAUCUCGAGACGAAUGGCGGCUUCAGCGCCGCGAGCACAUUAGUAGAUGAGCUACGACGGGAGAGCGAGCAGUUGCGACACGAGAAUGCCGAGCUAAGACGCGAAGUUGGUGCGCAAACAUCCAUGCUGACUUCGAGGAACCGCGAGAAGGAGCGGUUGUACCAGGAGAUUGAGGAUCUCAAGAUGGCGCAACGACGUGGCGGACCUGCACCGUCAACCAUUGACUCCCUCCUGGAGCGUUCUGCGUCCCGGGCCGGUGCGCACCACAGGUCCAUGUCGCGAGUGAGCGCCAGCAGGACGCAAAUGACCGAGAUCGACGAGCUGGAGCGUGAAGAGCUCGAGACCAAGCUGGCCGAUUCGCGAGACAAGAUCAACGAAGUCAAGCUGCAGAACCAGGAACUCCAGCGCGAACUCGAAGGUUGCAUGGCGGACUUCGAGACUGCCAUCGAGGGCAAGCGACAAGCUGAAGAGAUUGCCGUCGCCCUCCAGGAAGAUCUCGAUAACGCUAUGAACGACCUCGUGGCGCUGCAGGCAGAAAGGGAUGAAGCGCUCAGGGAGCAGGCCGACAUGGAAGCAGAGUUCGAGUCACUACGAAAGGAGGCCCAGGAGGAGAUCGACGCCCUCGAGGGCGAGGCCGAUCAAAACACCAACGAAAUAGAGAGGCUCAAGCUUGAGCUGAACGACAGAACAGAGAACUUUGACGCAUUACAGGAGGAGAUGCGCAAGAUGAGCGAGGCGCUGGUCCGCCUUGAGGACGACCAGACUGCCAAGGUCCGGAGGAUACAACAGUUGGAGCAAGAGCUCGCCGACGCUAACAAAGAAUCGGAGGAGCUCGAGGCCAAGCUGCUUGAGUCCAACGACAAGUCACAACGGCUCAGUGUGCAACAGGAGUCGAGCCAGGGCGAGAUUGCGUUCCUGCGCGAGGAGCAAGAGGGCGACAAAAUCCGCAUCGGCGACCUCGAGGCGGCGCUCGCCAACACGGAGCAGAGCCUGCGUGACGAGCGCGACAGGAUUAGGGAGCUCGAACAGCGCCUCGCCACCGAGCGUCGGCAGCGUGAGAUUGUGGCCAACAAGGAGAAGGAAGAGGUGCAGCAGUUCGUCAACGAUCUCAACCGCGAGAUGUCGGCGGCCAAGGACGAAGCCAGGAGGUUACGUAAGAGUCUUACAUCCCGCGAAGUCGAGGCCACCGAGUGGAAGGAGCGGCUCAUGGAGCUGGAGAACAAUCUCAGGGAGGCACUGGGCGAUCUUAACGGCACUCGCUCCAGUCUUCUCAAGUCGAUUGCCAAGCUUCAAAGAGAGCUCGAGAAUACGGUCCGCGAGCUCGACACGACAAAGGCAUCACUGGUCGAGAAGGAUCGUAUCAUUAAGCAGCGCGAUGCUCUGCUCGAAUCCCACGGCUUGGAGUCACGCAAGCUGGCGGUCGAACUGGAGAAGGAGAUCCAGGCCCACCGCACGACAAAGAACCAGUUUGAGACGUUCCAAAAGACACAUCAACACGUUUCGAGGACUGUCAGCACACAAGACCUACGCAUUUCCGAGCUCGAGUCCUCGCGCACAAUGGACAAGAAGAAGAUUGCUCACCUCGAGUCAACGUUCAAGGACCAGCUCACGGAGCGCAACAACCUGUUGUUGGUGCUGUGGACGAGACUAUCGGCCCUCUGCGGCACCGACUGGGCACACGAUAACAGCCUCAUCAACGGCCGCGCGCUGCCCUCGCUUGAGGCCGUCGCCACGAUGCUCCCUGGCUUCAGCAAGAACUUGUUGGCGGCAGUGAAGACCAUCGAAACCAUGAUGGGCAGCUUCUCCUCCCGCGUGAAGAGCGUUGAGAGGGACCUGUGGCGCGAAUACCAGAGCCUUGAGAGCAACCUCGAGGCACGCACAAAGAAGUUGGAGCGGCUCGAAACCCUCGUGCGGAACAGCGCCGCGUCUGGCUCCCUAGGGGCUUACGAGCAAGCGAGAAUGGCGCGGUUGGAGGACGCUUACCGCCAGCUCAAGGUGGAAAAUGCGACGCUGCGAACAGCUCAAGAUGUUAGAAGCAGAGCCGCGUACUCGGCGACGAACGACCCCAGCGCCGCCAUUCCGGAGCCUGGCAGCGGCAGCCCUUCGCCCUCCGUGCCCACCGGUCCCCGCGAACGCGAGAGAAAACCCCGAAAGGCCGAGCGGACUUCACCCAUGGCGCGCAGCGCAUCCUCCCACACUAUGACAACCCCCGGGUCAGCCAACCACAACCCCUUCGAAGCAUCUCUAGCGGAGCGGGAAACCACGGAUAACCGAUGGAUCUUUAAGCUGCGCGACCUCGAAAAUAAGCUCAAAGCAGAGCGCGAGGGCAGAUCGCAGGACCGUACGGCGGCGAGACAAAGGCUAGGGGGACUCGAAUCAGAGAACCGCGCAUUGCAGAGCGAAGUGGCGCGCAUACGCAGGGCGAACGGAGCCAUGGAGUGA